AUGCUGAAACAGAUACUAGCGGAGAUGUACAUAGAUCCUGAUCUAUUGGCAGAGCUCAGUGAAGAACAGAAACAGAUCCUGUUCUUCAAGAUGAGGGAGGAACAGAUCCGACGAUGGAAAGAAAGAGAAGCAGCCAUGGAAAAAAAGGAGUCCCUGCCAGUGAAAUCCAGACCAAAGAAAGAGAAUGGCAAAUCAGUCCAUUGGAAGCUGGGAGCCGACAAGGAAGUCUGGGUCUGGGUGAUGGGUGAGCACCACCUGGAUAAACCCUACGACAUGCUCUGUGAUGAAAUCAUCGCGGAGAGGAACCGGCUGAAGGCAGUGCCCAAAACAGAGGAGCUCAGAAAAAUCCCCUCUGAAGACUUCACCGAUAGCCUGAAAACAAAAUCACAGUACUAUGAUCUGCAUGCACCAAAUAAUCAGGAGACUUGGAACAUCUGUAAGGAAACAGCAGGAGAGGAGGAAGUGGGACAAGUGUCAAGACGAGCACCAGCCCCCGAAGAACGGAAAAUCCAGUCAUCCUGCAGUUCUUCAAGAAAUAUUGAACAAAUGUUGGCAGACUCUAUCAGUCGUAUGAAGGCAUAUGGAUUUCACCAGAAGGAAGAAUCUGUGAAGAAAAAACAAGAUGAAGAAAUGAAACAAAUAGAUGAAGAGAGAACCAAGCAGAUUUAUAAAAACUGGAAAGAGGAUUCAGAGUGGCAGGCAUCUUUGCGAAAAUCCAAAGCUGCUGAUGAGAAGAGGCGCUCCUUGGCUAAACAAGCACGAGAAGACUACAAGAGGCUGUCCCUGGGUGCCCAGAGAGGGAGAAGCGGGGAACCCCUGACUGUUCCGCAGAAAUCGAAAAGACCUCCCCUUCCACCCAAGCCUCAAUUCCUAAGCCCCGCGAGACAUCCUCAGAAACCUCUUAGAAAUCAGGGAGUGUCGAGGAUGGCAUCCACCUAUGCCCAGGAAGACAUCAUCCGCUGGUUUAAGGAGGAGCAGGUGCCACUCCGAGCAGGUUACCAGAAGACCUGCGACACCAUAGCUCCCUGGUUCCAUGGAAUUCUCACACUAAAGAGAGCAAAUGAACUCCUGAGCAUGACAGGCGUGCCGGGCAGUUUUCUGAUCCGAGUCAGUGAAAGGAUGAGAGGCUAUGCCUUGUCCUAUCUGUCGGAGGAAGGCUGCAAACAUUUCCUAAUCGAUGCUUCUGCAGACUCAUACAGCUUCCUGGGCGUGGACCAGCUGCAGCACGCCACCCUGGCAGAUUUGGUGGAAUAUCACAAGGAGGAGCCCAUAACAUCCCUGGGGAAAGAGCUCCUUCUCUAUCCCUGUGGUCAGCAGGACGACAUGCCUGAUUACCUGGAGCUCUUUGAGUGACUGUCUCCAUCUGGGUCAUCCUCCAGCCUCUGGCUGAGCUAUCCUCUGGACAAACAGUGCUGAAAUGGACAUUUGUGUGUGAAGCCAAAAUCCCCCUGCAGCAGAGCCAGUGCUGAUCAAGCAAAA
This is a messenger RNA of Cynocephalus volans (Philippine flying lemur), 1479 nucleotides long. RefSeq names its product SH2 domain containing 4A (gene SH2D4A). Gene Ontology annotation, molecular function: phosphatase binding. The transcript has 9 exons. NCBI's taxonomy places the organism in Eukaryota, Metazoa, Chordata, Mammalia, Dermoptera, Cynocephalidae. The record is from RefSeq and is a predicted model, not a curated record. Gene Ontology annotation, cellular component: cytoplasm. Bases 1 to 1353 code for a protein of 450 amino acids.